Molecule: messenger RNA, 468 nt
Organism: Colletotrichum destructivum
Lineage: Eukaryota; Fungi; Ascomycota; Sordariomycetes; Glomerellales; Glomerellaceae
Exons: 2
Coding region: 1-468 (155 amino acids)
Source: RefSeq, a predicted model, not a curated record
AUGAAGUCCGCCGUCAUCAUCUCUGCCAUUGCUGGCUUCGUUAACCUUGCCGCGGCAGCCCCUCCAGCCUGCCUUCUUGCCGCCUUGGGCCAGCAACCCAGCCCGGCCGGUGUAGAGAACCUUUGCGAUGAUCACAUGGCCGCCAUGGUCGGCAAUCUGAUCAGCGUCUGCAAUGGCAACGACCUCAAGCCCGCAUACGACGCAUACGCAUCUACCUGCGCCGAGAUUGGCUUCAAGGUUGACGAUCUGCCAUUGACCUCGGCUACAGUCAACGCUCCGACUUCGACUCCGGAGCCUUCUGGUAGCUCCGAGCCCGACGCGACUCCGACGCCAUCAAUACCAACCAGCACCGGAGACAAGCCUCAGGAAUCGAAGCCUAGCGCUGCGGGUGCCAUUGCCCCUCACGCAUUCCUUUUCACUGUCCUCGGCCUCUCCGCCACUAGCCUUGUCAGCAUGGUCUUCCUGUGA